Molecule: messenger RNA, 2318 nt
Organism: Caenorhabditis auriculariae
Lineage: Eukaryota; Metazoa; Nematoda; Chromadorea; Rhabditida; Rhabditidae
Source: the annotation of a GenBank genome assembly
AUGGUUGCCAAGGCGAAGAGAAGGCUCGUUUUUUUUUAAGUUUUUGUUCUCCAAAUAGUUUCAGAAAACUAAAAAGUUUAGGAUUUAGAACCCUUUGAAGAAAAGAUUAUUUUCAGAACUCUAAGCUUUCAAAAAAAGUAAUUUAUAUGCGGAAUUUCAUUCUAAACAAAAAUAUGCAAAUUUUUUUAUUUAAUAACCCUUUUAUUUUUAUUUUUGACGCUUUCAAAUUGUGUUCAUUGAAGUUUUCUAAAGCUUCUUAUGCUGAGAUUUAUAUUACAGAUCAAAAAAAGAAGAAAAGGAUGAGGAAAAAGUUGUUGAUCCACGCUUUGUUCUGAGGCCUGACCAAAAGGACGAAGAAGAGAAAGAAAGAGUGGAAGAAGAAAAAGAUGAAGAAGGCGAUCCGGUCGAAGGAGGUUCUGACGAAGAAAAUGAAGAUGAAGAGGAAGAAGAUUCCGACGAAGACGAUGAAAUGGAAACUUCUUCUGCUCGUUGGUUUUUUAUUUUCAUGAGCGAGGAAAUUAGAUUAAGUAAAGCUUUUUUCGAAAAGCCUUGUGGUUGAAGGUGCAAUAGUCCUUAAUGACCUUAAUUAAGACCCAAAUAGAAUUUUCGUGUCGAAAGUUCCAUAAAAUCCAUUCAUGCUUUUUUUUUUCAAUAAAGGACUUUUUCGAAUUAUAUCAGUAGUGCUUCCGUUUCAGGAUCCGAUGAACUUGAAGACGAAAAGAAAGAGGUCAAUUUUGAAGAGAAACAGCGGAAAACAGGGGUAAUAUUUUGCUUCUCUCGUUUUAUUCAAAACUUUUGUUUUACAGGUGCUAUAUUUCUCAAUGAUUCCGCCAAAGUUCACCGUCGUUCGCUUACGUGAAUAUUUCGAUAAGGUUGCGCCUGGCGAAAUCGGAAGAAUUUAUUUAAUGGUAAACAUUUUUUUAUUAUUUUCUAAUUUUUCUAGAGUGAAUUUUUCGGGAUUUUUCUCUCAAUAUUUUUCAAGUAUAGAGAGAAUUUGCGAUGCAAAUUUGCCCUUUUUUCCAGUAUUUGAAAAAAAAAUUUUCUUUCGAGGUUAUGCUACAUUUUUUGAUGCUCCAAUUAAAAACAAAAAAAUUAUUGAAAAAAAAUCGGCAUUCAAAAUGAAAAAGCUCACCAGAGAACUUUUUUUAGAUCUUGUUUCCGAGUUAUGGAGCUUCAAAGUGUGCAAAAUACGCAAAUUAGGCCAAAAAAGCGCUAUUUCGGACUGUCCUAACUUUAAAACGAAGGGGUAAAAAACGAUCCCUGUUUAAAAAAAAAAACUGUUUAUUGCAUCUUCAAUGUAAGAGUACAUGUGCAAUCGACUUUCAUUGAUUUGACUGUGUUUAAACGGCGGCAGGAGCUGUGGCUUAGGCAGAGAAGUUGUGAAUUUCGCUCGUAGAACAUCAGGUACAAGAGAGGUCGUAGGAAGAGUUACGGUGCCGGCUUUCCAAAGGCCGAUGGCAGAGGUUGAGCUUUUUCGCUGCAUGCAGCUUCCAAUAUUAUCUACCCCGGAGGGAUGAAAGGCUUGGUCGACCUAGUCAGAGUAAUCGGAUAUUCCUGUAGAGAAUCUAUAUUUCUUCGUGAGCCAAAAUCAACUCGACCAUUCUAUUAUAUUUUCGAAUUGCUCAGAAAAAAAGAAAUAUACCCUGUUUUCGCAUUUAUAUCGCGAAUUUUACAGUUAGUGAAAACUAUGUGACCCCAUAAACCAAGCUUAUGUUGGUUUUUUCAGAGGAACAAGCAUACAAAAGUGAAAGACAGCAAGUACAAGGAGGGCUGGAUGGAAGUGAAGAAGAAGAAAGUGGCCAAGGACUUGGCGGCUCGCGUCGACAACACUCCUGUCGGCGGAAAAAGGAGGGACUACGUCUCGAGCAUCCUCUGGAACAUCAAAUACCUCUCCGGGUUCGUGAUUUUCGAAUAUUUGUUUGGAGGAGCGAGGACAAAUCUUCUCAACAAUCUCAUUUCCAAUUUCAGAUUCAAAUGGGUGCAUUUAACAGAACAGCUACAGUUCGAAAAACGAGUCGAGCAGCGACGAAUGCAAGUAGAAAUCGCACAGGUUUGAAAAAAAAGAUUUUUGUUUUGAAAAUAAAUGCUGAUGUCAGGCUCGACGAGUAGCUGCUCAUUUCGAGGAGCAAGUGGAGAAGGGCCGACAUCUGAAGAAGCUGGAGCAGAAGGUCCUUGCCCAAGGCGGCAAGUGGCAGCCGUUCACUCGUGACGUCGGCCAGAAGGCCGUGACGCGUGGCAAGAAGACGUCGAAGAAGCAGAAGAAGGCGACGACGGCGACGCCUAGCGAAGAUCUGAUGAAAAUGAUCUUCGAUAGGUGA